AUCCAGUUCCCCUUCCCUCACCUCUCUCAUUUGUCUCUUUUACGUCCGAUCCGAGCGAGCAAAAGCAAGUGUUUUGGUUGGGGUUAGGUGUGCGAAUUUUGAUCUGUUUUCUUUACAGGACAAUUUGUAAUAAAUAUACAAAACUAUCUGAAUGUUUGCAGAAAAUGGCAGACACAGAGGUGUUAAAGAAAUUGAAAGAUGUCCCAUUUAAAAUCCAGACCGCAAGCUUGAAAGAAAGGCGCGAAGUGCUUAAAGAAAUCCAAGAUGUAUUAGCAACGCCGGGUAUAACCGAACCAGCGGUUAGGUUUGUCUGCCGCGUUGUGACAUCUACAUUGCACCGCUACAGAGAUACAACAUCACAAUUUUAUGUCAAGAGUUUGCUGGCAUAUCUUAGUACCAACCAUCGUGAAUGGACAUUACGCAGUUUUCUACCAUUGUUACUUGACAUAUCGGAAAAUUUACGAAAUACAGUUACAUCUAAAAGUACAUGCCAAAGUGGUCUAUUUGCAUUGCACUGGUCAGCGGUAGUGGCCGAAGCAUCACUGAAGAACACAGAUGAAGAUGGCGUUGACUAUAAUUCCUUGGUAUUAUCACAAGCCAAUUUGUUGGCUGUGGUCACCGCUUACGGAAACAAGAAGAAAAAUAAUAAAGCAUUUACUGCAUUGCACGCCUCAUGGACAGCAAUUGGUAAAACAAAAACCACCAAGUGGUUUGAUGUCCUCACCACUUUACCAACUGACUCCGGUCCCCAAAUUCCCAUAAUUUUCUCUGCCCUAUGCAGGCAUUUUAAGCAAACUGGAGAUGAAGAGAUUGUCACCAACCAUAAGGCAAAAAUGCUGGAUAGCUUCAUAAAGAAUCUGAUCAGUGUUAAAAACCGUCCCAAUGCAAACUACAUCAGUGGUUGCGCAGACCUGCUGCACAUGGUGACUUUGGUGGAUGUUAAGGACUCCCUAUUGCCAGCACUACAGAAGGCCAUGCUUCGUAGUCCCGAGACUAUUAUCCAAGCGGUCGGGGAGGUGUUUGCCAAUCUGGUAUUAUUUGUAGAUGGAACUGCUGUUGAUAUUGGCAAAAGUUUAAUAGGUAAUCUCCACUCAAAAGAUGCAUGGGCUCGAGUGGAGGCCAACAAGGCGCUGGGGCACCUGGCGCGUCGGUGCUCCGCGCUACCGGCCGCGCGCCCUCUGCUCGCCAGCGUCUUCGCCGAGUACCACGGUGCCAGCGGGAAACUCACCUCCAGCGAAGAUAAAAUUGCUGUAUUACAGGGUGCGGGUACACUUAGUGAACUAGCGGUGAGUGAGGAAGACUUUACGGCGCUGUACGAGGAGGUGACGAGCCAGGUGUCGCGUGUGCUGGACAGCGAGUCCCACGAGCGCACCCUGUGCGUCGCGCUCGACGUGCUCAGCCUGUGGACGCAGCGAUUGCGUGCUCCGCUACACUCCAAGGUCUAUGAGAUAUUCAAGAAGAACCUGUCCGCAAAGAACAGCACGCCGGCAGUGCGUAGUGCGUACGUGUCGCUGUUGACGCGCGCAGUGCGGGGGGGCGUGUCCGCUGCGCACGCGCAGGCGCUCCGCCCCACGCUGCUCAGCACGCUCGAGCGCGCCGCCGCGCAGCCGCCACAGCACCCAAUCGUAAACGAGGCGAUCUCGGCCAUGCUGGGCUUGAUACUGAUGGACGAGGACCGGCAGUUGCCCGCGAAGACCGCGGUGUGGUCCAUGCUGGUGCACCAUGACAAGCAUGUGCUGCUGCAGGACCGAGUGCUCGCCGCCGCACCGGAUGAUGUCCUAACGCAGGUGGUGUUGCUAUGCAGCGCGGCGCUGGAGCGGUACGAUGUCGUGGCGAGUGACGGCGACUCUCCCGUGUACCGCGCGCUGGUGCUCGUGCUGCUGUCCACCGCCAAGCCGGUGCGCAGCGCCGCGCUGCAAGAGGUCAGCUCCCUCCUCGCCAGGGAGGACCGGGCGCAGGUGGCCCGCUUCCUGGCCCUCAAGCUCAACGAAGUGCUGGAGGAGGGAAAAAUAUUCACCGUUAAGGAGAAAAGUCCCCCCGAAGAGAAGGCCGAAGUUACAGGGAAGAUGAUCAUAGAUUGUGUUCAUGCCAUUUGUUCCUACAGAGAUUACCCUUCCGAUGAAUUGGAAGGGCUAGCGAUAGACAUCCUGCCGAGCUGCCACCACCCGGUGGCGGCCGCGGGUGGCGGAGGUGGUCGCGCCUGGCUGCGGCUGCUGGCACACCUGCGCCUGCAGCCGCGGGACCUCGUCGCCCGCCACUGCACCCAGCUCAGGGCCACCUACAUCGACGGUUACACGCCCACACCGACGAUGUCCAACAUCGUGUCGUCGCUGGUGGCGGCCAACGAGCAGGCGGUGGGCGGCGCUGCGCUGGCGGCGGCGCUGGAUGCGCUGCGGGAGCCCGACCUGCUGCGCGUCACUCGCGACGAGUACUUCGUGUUCCUCACGCCACCAGGCGAUCUCUACGACAAGAGCGUCGUACCAGGCAAUGAUGACGGCAAGGAGAUGAACUUGAAGCGCGAGAGCAAGGCGUACAGCUACAAGGAGCAGCUGGAGGAGCUACAGCUGCGCCGCGAGCUCGAGGAGAAGCGGCGCCGCGAGGGCCACGCUAAGCAGGUGCCGCUGUCUGCUAAACAAAAGGAAGCUAUCAAAUUGCAGCUGGCAAAGGAGAGCAUUAUUCGUGACAGACUCACCGCGCUGAACGAGCGCGUGGUGGUGGCGGAGCAGCUGGUGAGCGCGGUGCAGGCGGGCUCGGCGGCCGCGGUGUGCCAGCAGGCUCGGCACGUGGUGUCCGCCGUGUUGGCCGCGCUGCGCAGCCCGCUGGCCGCUCCGCGCCUCGCCCCGCUCUACCUGCGCCUGCGCCCCGCCCUGCUGCCGAGACACGCUCUGCUCGGCGACACCGCCGCCCGAGUCGCACUCAGGUUACACAAGCCGCAGUGCGAUCUGGAGCCGUGCUGGGAGGAGGAGGAGCUGGGCAAGGCGACGGUGCGCACCAUCGGCCUGCUGCACGCCGCCACCGCCGAACCCAAGCCCAGCGCGGAGGCCGAUGCGCCCGCGCCGCCGCACGCAGCCGCUAACCACUUCACCGCGCCCGGCUUCUGCUACAUAUUCCCUUUGCUCAAACAAGGUCUGACGGGGCCGGCGCGCGGGGACGAGGCGGCCAUGGUGAGCGGGCUGGCGGUGAUAGCGCGCCACGCCAGACUGCGCGGCGAGCCGCACGACCCGCGGGACAUGCUGCGCCCCGCGCUCUUCCCCAUCGACCACAUGUUCCGUCUGCUCAUAGACGUCAUCAGCAACACGAGUAAGCGCGUGCAGGCGGCGGCGACGCUGGCGCUGCUGGAGACGGCGGAGUGCGCGGCGCGCGGCGACCUCUCGCUCGACGACGCCACCUGUCUGCUGGCCGGCCUGCAGAACCCGCAAGAGGUAGUGCGUGACGCAGCACUGCGCGCACUCCUCUGCGUCGCCGACUGUCUGUCGCCUCUGCUGGACGACCUCGAGCACGGCUUAGAAAUUACAAAGCGCCUUUAUAUUGCUACAUUUGAUGUCUCCGAAGAUAACAAGAAACUGGCGUACGAGCUGUGGAGCAAGGUGCCGCGCGCGGAGGCGUGGCUGAGCGGCGCGGAGGCGGAGCUCGUGCGCGAGCUGGUGCGCGAGGUGCAGCACCCAGCCGAGCCUGUGCAGCGGGCCGCCGCAGACGCUCUCGCGACGCUCGUGGCGCGCGCCGACAGCGAGGACUGCGCCCCCAGCAGAGUCAUGCACAUGCUUCACGACCUCUACGAGGAGAAGUACCCCUUAAUCCCCGCGAAGCUGGAUCAGUUCGGGCACGAGCGCGAGUCGGCGGUGGACGAGUGGGGCGCCCGACGCGGCGCGGCGCUGGGACUGCGCGCUCUGGCGCCGCGGCUGACCGCCGAGGAUGUGCCGGCCGCCACCGCCUUCUUCGUGCAGCGCGGCCUGGCAGACCGCAGAGACGAGGUGCGCGAGGAGAUGCUCGCCGCCGCCAUGGCCGUAGUCGACCUGCACGGCAAGGAGACGUUGAGCAGUCAGCUGCCGGUGUUCGAGAACUUCCUGGACACGGCGCCCAAGUCCGGUGGGUACGACGCGGUGCGCCAGUGCGUCGUGCUGCUGGUGGGCUCGCUGGCGCGCCACUUGGAGCCCCACGACGCGCGCAUCCGCCCCAUCACGCUGCGCCUCGUCGCCGCACUCUCCACGCCCAGCCAGCCGGUGCAGGACGCGGUGAGCAACUGUCUGCCGCACCUGGUGACUUCGCCCGCGCUGGCGGCCGAGAUCCAGCCCAUCAUGAACAAGCUCAUGAAGCAGCUCCUCACCGCAGAGAAGUACGGCGAUAGGAGGGGCGCCGCUUACGGCAUUGCAGGUGUUAUCAAAGGGCUCGGUAUUCUGUCCCUAAAACAAUUGGACGUGAUGGGAAAACUCACAGAAGCCAUACAGGAGAAGAAAAAUUACAAGUAUCGCGAAGGCGCGCUGUUCGGUUUCGAGAUCCUGUGCUACAAGCUAGGGAGGCUGUUCGAGCCGUACAUCGUGCACGUGCUGCCGCAUCUGCUGAUGUGCUUCGGCGACAGCUCGCAGUACGUGCGCGCCGCCGCCGACGACACCGCCAAGCUCAUCAUGAGCAAGCUGAGCGCGCACGGCGUCAAGCUCGUGCUGCCCUCGCUGCUGCAGGCGCUGCAGGACGACAACUGGCGCACCAAGGCCGGUUCGAUCGAGCUGCUGGGCGCGAUGGCGUACUGUGCGCCGAAGCAGCUGUCGUCGUGUCUGCCCUCCAUCGUGCCCAAGCUGAUCGAGGUGCUGAGCGACUCGCACACCAAGGUGCAGGAGGCCAGCGUGGAGGCGCUCGGCGUUAUCGGCUCCGUCAUACGCAACCCCGAGAUACAAGCGAUCGUCCCGGUGCUGCUACAUGCGCUGAAGGACCCCUCCAACAUGACGUCGGCGUGCCUGCAGACGCUACUCGACACCAAGUUUGUGCACUUCAUCGACGCGCCCUCGCUGGCGCUCAUCAUGCCUGUCGUGCAGCGCGCCUUCCAGGACCGCAGCACCGAGACGCGCAAGAUGGCCGCGCAGAUCAUCGGCAACAUGUACUCGCUUACCGACCAGAAGGACCUGCUGCCCUACCUGCCCAACAUCAUACCCGGCCUCAAGAGCUCGCUGCUCGACCCCGUGCCCGAGGUGCGGUCCGUGUCGGCGCGCGCGCUGGGCGCCAUGGUGCGCGGCAUGGGCGAGAGCAGCUUCGAGGAGCUGCUGCCGUGGCUCAUGCAGACGCUCACCUCGGAGUCGAGCAGCGUGGACCGCUCGGGCGCCGCGCAAGGACUCUCCGAGGUCGUCGCCGGCCUCGGCGUCGAGAAGCUGCACAAGCUCAUGCCAGACAUAAUAGCGACCGCGGAGCGCACGGACAUAGCGCCGCACGUGAAGGACGGCUACAUAAUGAUGUUCAUCUACAUGCCGGGCGCGUUCACGGACGAGUUCACGCCGUACAUCGGACAGAUUAUCAACCCCAUCCUGAAGGCGCUGGCGGACGAGAACGAGUACGUGCGCGAGACCGCGCUGAAGGCGGGCCAGCGCAUCGUGACGCUGUACGCGGAGUCCGCCAUCGCCCUGCUGUUGCCUCAGCUCGAGCGCGGUCUCUUCGACGACAACUGGCGCAUCCGCUACAGCUCCGUGCAGCUGCUCGGCGACCUGCUCUACCGCAUCUCCGGCGUCUCGGGCAAGAUGAGCACCGAGACCGCCUCCGAGGACGACAACUUCGGCACCGAGCACUCGCACCGCGCCAUCAUGAGCGCGCUCGGCGCGGAGCGGCGCAACCGCGUGCUCGCCGGACUCUACAUGGGCCGCAGCGACGUCGCCCUCAUGGUGCGCCAGGCCGCACUGCACGUCUGGAAGGUGGUGGUGACAAACACGCCUAAGACGUUGCGUGAGAUCCUGCCGACGCUGUUCGGACUGUUGCUGGGCUGCCUGGCCUCCACCAGCUACGACAAGCGGCAGGUAGCCGCGCGCACCCUAGGCGAUCUCGUUAGAAAGCUGGGCGAGCGCGUGCUGCCGGAGAUCGUGCCCAUCUUGGAGCGCGGGCUGAGGUCUGAGCGCGCCGACCAGCGGCAGGGCGUCUGCAUCGGCCUCGGCGAGAUCCUCGCCUCCACGUCGCGCGACGCCGUGCUCAGCUUCGCGGACGGGCUGGUGCCCACUGUGCGCACGGCGCUCUGCGACCCGCUGCCGGAGGUGCGCAUGGCCGCGGCGCGCACUUUCGACUCGCUGCACGCCACCAUCGGCAACAAGGCGCUCGACGACAUCCUGCCACCCAUGCUGGCCCAGCUGCACGACGCCGACCAGCAGCGCGCGGACGCCGCUCUCGACGGCCUCAAACAGAUAAUGGCGAUCAAGUCGCGAGCCGUGCUGCCGUACCUGAUCCCGGUGUUGACGGGCACCGGAAGUGGGCCGGGCGCGGGGGGCGGCGCGGACACCCGCGCGCUCUCAGCUCUGGCGGCGGCGGCGGGCAGCUCGCUGUCGCGCUACCUGCCGCGCGUGCUGCCGGCGCUGCUUGCCGCGCUGCUGGCGGCUAGGGGCUCCCCGCACGAGGCCCGCGAGCUGGACCAAUGCCGCGACGCACUCUUGCCCGUCGUCGACGACGCCGGCGUGCGCUGCAUCAUCGACAUGCUGCUGGAGGCGGUGCGCACGGGUAGCGGGGAGCGGCGGCGAGCUGCGGCCGCGCUGCUGUGCGCUUUCGUGUCGCACUCGCGCGCCGACCUCGCGCCCCACGUGCCGCAGCUGCUGCGCGGACUGCUGCUGCUCUUCGCCGACACCGACCGCGACGUGCUGCAGAUGGCGUGGGAGGCGCUGUCUGCGCUGACGCGCACGCUGGACGCGGAGCGGCAAAUGCAGCACGUGAGCGACGUGCGGCAAGCGGUGCGCUACGCUGCCGCGGACCUCAAGCCCGGCGACCUGCUGCCCGGCUUCUGUCUGCCCAAGGGCAUAGCGCCGAUAUUGCCGCUGUUCCGCGAGGCUAUUCUGAACGGUCUGCCGGAGGACAAAGAGGGGGCGGCGCUGAUGCUGGGCGAGGUGAUCCGGCUGACGUCGGCGGCCGCGCUGCAGCCCUCCGUGGUGCACGUCACCGGUCCGCUCAUCCGUAUCCUUGGCGACCGAUUCAACGCCGCCGUCAAGGCCGCCGUGCUCGAGACGCUGGCCGAGCUGCUCUCCAAGGUGGGCGUGAUGCUGAAGCAGUUCCUGCCGCAGCUGCAGACGACGUUCCUGAAGGCGCUGCACGACGGCAGCCGUACGGUGCGAAUCAAGGCGGGGCUGGCACUUUCGCAGCUCGUACUCAUUCACACGCGCGCAGAUCCUCUCUUUGUGGAGAUGCACAACGGCGUGCGCAACGCGGAGGACGCGGCGGUGCGCGAGACGAUGUUGCAGGCGCUGCGCGGCGUGCUCACCGCUGGCGGUCAAAAAAUGUCGGAGCAGCUGGCGCUGGCCGUGCUGGCCACGCUCACCACGCCGGCGCUCCUCGCACACCCCGACGACCCCCCGCGCAGUGCCGUCGGCGGCUGCCUAGGUGCCCUAGUGCAGUGGCUGCCGGCGGCGCACCGCGACGCGGCCAUCGCUCACCACGUGUUGGGAGGCUCGCCAGCGGAAGACUGGCUGCUGCAGCACGGACGCUCGUGCGCGCUUUUCGUCGCGCUCAAGGAGAGUCCACAGGAGAUCUACCGCGAGCCGUUCCUCGAACGCGUGGAGCGCACGCUGCUCACCCAGCUGGCCAGCGAGCGCGCCCCCGUCGCCUGCAACGCCGUGCGCGGCAUCGGUUACCUCGCGCGAUAUCUGCUGCAACACGACCGCCCCGUGCCGCACAACUUGCUUUCGCAGUUUGUCAGGAGCAUGAACCACUCGAGCAACGAGGUGAAGCAGCUGAUGGCGCGGGCGAGCGCUCUGCUGGGCCGCGAGGCGCCGCUGGAGGCGUGCGGCGGCGAGCUGCUGCGCGCGCUGCUGCCUGCGCUCGUCAACGGCACCAAGGAGAAGAACACCUACGUGCGCGCCAACUCUGAGCUCGCCCUGCGCGCCGUGCUGCGCUUGCCCCAAGACGAACACUUCCACCAGAAAUGCCUGGUGCUACUGGAGGAAGGUGCGCGCGAGGCGCUGAGCGACGUGGUGGCGCGCGUGCUGCGACGUGCGCACAGCGACGUGCGUGACGCCCGCGACCGUGACGAGGACCUGGACUGCACGCUGCUCACCUGAGCCCCUCACACCCUCGCCCCCUCGCCGGCCGACUGCCACCUCACACUAUAUUAUAAUAUA
Papilio machaon (common yellow swallowtail) is the source of this 8288-nucleotide messenger RNA. It is a transcript of the gene l(3)80Fj, whose product is annotated as eIF-2-alpha kinase activator GCN1. Gene Ontology annotation, molecular function: protein binding; protein kinase regulator activity. The transcript has 39 exons. Gene Ontology annotation, biological process: cellular response to amino acid starvation; regulation of translation. Lineage: Eukaryota; Metazoa; Arthropoda; Insecta; Lepidoptera; Papilionidae. The record is from RefSeq and is a predicted model, not a curated record. The coding region runs from base 165 to 8228 and encodes 2687 amino acids. Gene Ontology annotation, cellular component: cytosol.